Molecule: messenger RNA, 1062 nt
Organism: Tilletiaria anomala UBC 951
Lineage: Eukaryota; Fungi; Basidiomycota; Exobasidiomycetes; Georgefischeriales; Tilletiariaceae
Product: mitochondrial carrier
Exons: 6
Biological process (GO): transmembrane transport
Source: RefSeq, a predicted model, not a curated record
GCGCUGAGUCGCGCGUAUCUUGUCAGCUACUUUGUAGCCGGCGGAGCAGCGGGUGCGGCGAGCAGGACUGUCGUUAGUCCGCUCGAGAGGCUAAAAAUUAUCAUGCAAAUCCAACCUCAUGAAAAACCAUCAUCAGCAGGCGGUGGUAGCGCGGCAAUACCAUCGAAAGCAGCCCGCGCGAGUGGCGGAAGCAAAGGCGCAUAUGCGGGCGUGUGGAGCGGCCUCGUCAAGAUGUGGCGGGAGGAAGGCAUGGCCGGCUUCAUGCGUGGGAACGGCAUCAACUGCUUGCGCAUCGCGCCGUACUCGGCCGUGCAGUUUAGCAGCUACGAGGUGCUAAAAAACUUGUUCCUGCGCUCACAUUACCUCGCCGUCUGGGAGCGGCUGACGGCGGGUGCGCUGGCGGGUAUCGCGAGCGUCGUGUCCACUUACCCGCUCGACCUCGUGCGCAGUCGCAUCUCCAUCGCCAGCGCGAGUCUGUACUCGGAAGCAAAGGCGGCGGAGCAGGGACGGCUCAGCGCCGCGACCGGGGCCUCAAGCACGAGCGCGAGCACGCUUAAGCUCAGGGCGAAGCAGAAGCGCGUGCCCGGUAUCUGGGCCAUGACUCUCAAGGUGUAUCGCGAGGAAGGAGGCGUACGUGGGCUCUACCGUGGCUGUGUGCCUACGAGUGCAGGCGUCGCACCGUACGUGUCGCUCAACUUUAUCGGCUACGAAACGCUACGGGAACGGUUCGAAGACGAUGAAGGCAGGAUCUCGGACUUGUCAAAGCUCGGCUGCGGCGCCGCGGCCGGCUCGGUCAGCCAGACGCUUACGUACCCGCUCGACGUGCUGCGACGCAGAUUGCAAGUCGCCGGUAUGAGGGACAGCCAGUUGGGUUACUCAGAUACAACAUCCUUUGGCGUCUUCCGCACGAUUGUCCGACAAGACGGCGUCCGAGGCUUAUAUCGAGGUCUGUGGCCAAAUCUGCUCAAGGUAGCGCCAUCGAUCGGAGUCAGCUUCUGGACGUAUGAAACAGUCCGAAGCUGGCUCGAGCCGCACCAUCAUCACGCUACUGGGCAUCAUUGA